UUCCUUUUUUUUUCAUUAUUGAGUUUCUUCAUUUCCAAUUAUUUCCCACUAAUAUAGCAGAUAUAGCAGGUAUCCGAGAUCUCUUUUGGAAUUCGUGGGUGUUUUCUUUUAUCCGAAGCCAGGUUCGAUUAAAGAAAUUUUGUUCUGAAAAAUCAAUUGAAAUUCAAUUGAAAUUUGUUCAGCUUAAAAUCAGCCUUGUUUGCCUAUAUAGAAGCAGGAAACGAGGUGUUUCAAUCUAGACUUUCGGUUGUGCAAGAUACCAUCGAUUCUAUAUUCUUUUUUGAAAAGUAAUCUCUCCGUUUUAUUACUUUUAUCUGAAAAAUGAAGCCUACAGUCAAUUACUCUUUGUAUCUAGUAACAAGCUCUACACAAAUAGCACCAGGAUCCAGCUUGGAAAAGCAAGUAGAGGAAGGAAUCAUUGGCGGAGUUACUUUGGUACAGCUUCGUGAAAAAGAUAUUUCCACAAAACUGUUUUUGGAACGGGCGAAAAGUGUUUUAAAUAUUUGUCGAAAACAUGGCGUACCAUUGUUGAUCAACGAUCGAAUCGACAUUGCAUUAGCCAUUGGAGCUGAAGGAGUUCACAUUGGACAAGACGAUAUGGACUGUAAAACCGCUCGCAAAAUUCUAGGAGAGGAUUCCAUUAUCGGUGUUUCCACAAACAACAUUCACGAAGUCGACUGUGCUGCUGCUGAUGGUGCCGAUUAUGUUGGAAUCGGCUCUAUUUAUGAUACCAACACCAAGAAUGUUAAAGAACGUAUUAUCGGUAUUACAGGUCUGCGUGAAAUUUUGGAACAUAUGUCCAAAAUGCCCCGUCAGCUGAAUUCAGUGGCCAUUGCUGGUUUAAAUUCUAGUAAUAUCCAGAGAGUUAUAUAUUUGAGCGAAGUUAACGGAAAACGCAUCGAUGGUAUUGCCUUAGUUUCUGCUAUUAUGUCCUCCACGACGCCCCUCGAAACUGCCAAGCACCUCCGUCACUUGAUCGUCUCCCCUCCUUGUUUCGCUCAAAUCCAUUCUAAGAUUUCAUCUAGCUCGGAGUUGGUUGCCAAGGUGGGUCCUUUGUUUGCCAAAACAAAGGAUUAUACCCCUUUAAUCCAUCAUUUGACCAACGGUGUUGCUAAAAAUUUUUCUGCUAAUGUUACCUUGGCUGUCAAUGCUUCCCCGACCAUGGGAGAAAGUAAAGAAGAAGUUGCUGACUUUGCCAAAUUUGCUGGCUCACUUGUUUUGAAUAUAGGAACUCUACAGGUUCGUGAGACCCUUAUUUAUGCGUCUCAAAUCUAUAAUUCAUUGAAUCGACCUGUUGUUUUAGAUCCAGUAGGUGUCGGUGCUACAAAAUUUCGUACCGAUGCUAUUUCAACAUUACUAAACCAUGCUUAUUUCGAUAUAAUCAAAGGUAACGAAGGUGAAAUUAUGAGCAUCGCCGGCGAAGAAGGUAUUAUGAGAGGUGUUGAUAGUGUUUCUCAGCAUACUCUUACUUCAAGAGUUUCCGCUGUUCAACGUUUGGCUGUAGAACGGCGCUGUGUCGUUGCCAUGUCUGGUCAGACAGAUAUUGUCAGUGAUGGGAAAACCACUUAUAUCAUUAACAAUGGAACUUCCUUACUAGGUAAAAUAACUGCGUCCGGUUGUUCUUUGGGAAGUGUGAUGGGUGUUGCUGUUUCCCUUAUCCCAGAAGAUAAACUACUUGCUGCGGUCUCUGCAACAUUGCUUUAUAACAUUGCCGGUGAAUUGGCUGUUCUAGAGGAAAAGCCUGCAACAUCUCAUGCUGUCCAGGGUCCUGGAACUUUUUUGCCUGUUUUUAUCGACAAAUUGUAUUUCCUUGUUAAUCAGUGCAUUAAUGGUGACUAUAAUUGGCUUAAUCGCGCUCUUAUUCAAAAAGUCUAAGAAAGAAAGAUUACAGUUGCCAUGAGAGGGACGAUAAUUUUCGUAUAAAAUAAAUGAAUUACUAAAUAGCAUUUACGAUAAACACUCACAAAGAAUGGAAAAAAUAAUAAAGG
Molecule: messenger RNA, 1988 nt
Organism: Schizosaccharomyces cryophilus OY26
Lineage: Eukaryota; Fungi; Ascomycota; Schizosaccharomycetes; Schizosaccharomycetales; Schizosaccharomycetaceae
Product: thiamine-phosphate dipyrophosphorylase/hydroxyethylthiazole kinase
Exons: 1
Coding region: 322-1875 (517 amino acids)
Biological process (GO): thiamine biosynthetic process
Cellular component (GO): cytoplasm
Molecular function (GO): ATP binding; magnesium ion binding; thiamine-phosphate diphosphorylase activity
Source: RefSeq, a predicted model, not a curated record